Molecule: messenger RNA, 402 nt
Organism: Sodiomyces alkalinus F11
Lineage: Eukaryota; Fungi; Ascomycota; Sordariomycetes; Glomerellales; Plectosphaerellaceae
Exons: 1
Coding region: 87-290 (67 amino acids)
Source: RefSeq, a predicted model, not a curated record
UUGGGUGCAAGAUGCGACGCCCCUCUAUCCAUGAUUUUGGACCGGAGAUGCUGGAAUUCAGCUUCUGAAUCUCCCUCUCGGAUUUGAUGGCCCACUACCAAUGCUUAAUCUGUACGAAUAUAUUGUCUUCUCGGUCGAGGAAAUAUAGCCCACCGUGGAAGAUUUCCCCCCCUGACCCUAUUCUUGUAUCAAUCCUCCCCUUCUUCCUCUCUCGCUGCCUCUUCCUCCUUUCCAUUGUCUCUCUAUCAUACGAAUUCUUGACCCGAUUUCGCUUUUCACCACUCCGAUAGACUCAACUUCCUUGACAAUUGGCCAAAGAUGGCUGUCGACAUGGCCGACAAGUCCGGACGUAAGAAGCUCGUGGUGGUCGGGCUGGGGAUGGUGGGCAGUGCUUUUAUGUAU